Phlebotomus argentipes is the source of this 4854-nucleotide messenger RNA. It is a transcript of the gene Fas2, whose product is annotated as fasciclin-2. NCBI's taxonomy places the organism in Eukaryota, Metazoa, Arthropoda, Insecta, Diptera, Psychodidae. Gene Ontology annotation, cellular component: axon; plasma membrane. Gene Ontology annotation, biological process: dendrite self-avoidance; axon guidance; homophilic cell-cell adhesion. The record is from RefSeq and is a predicted model, not a curated record. Gene Ontology annotation, molecular function: cell-cell adhesion mediator activity. The transcript has 7 exons. The coding region runs from base 322 to 2706 and encodes 794 amino acids.
AAGUGCAUGGCGUUUAUUGAUUUUUUUGGGGUGCAUUUUAUUGUGUUUUCUGUUUUCGUUUGUUGAGCAAAUUGUUGUCCUUUCACUUCCUUCCAACCCACUGAGGCCCGCACAAGUCGCCCUUGGUGUCCAAUUGAGUGUGCCGCGCGUGAAAUUCCAUCGCUGAAAUGUGAUUAGUGCGCUGCUCGCGGUUUUUUGUCUUUUGCACAUCUCUGGGCGGGGCACAGAGAGUAAAUUUUGCAUUUUUCACGCGAUUCCCGACGCGCCAGCACGUCCGGAUUUGGUGUUGUCGGUGGCAUUUGUGGUGCACUUGCUGGAUCCAUGGGCAAAAUGAUGGCUCUGCGGGGGAUUUUGCUGCUCAUCGUUGCCUUUGACGGCGUCGUGAGCCAAUUUCAGCCCCAUUUGGAGAUACUGCCCAUGCAGUCGAUUCAGCGGAAGCCCGUGGGAAAAUCCCUCAUGCUCACUUGUCGGCCAAAUGUGCCAGAUGUGAAUUUGGUGUCGGAUCUUCAGUGGAAAGACGACCAGAACAUGACUGUUCUGCCCAAACCGAUCGAAUAUUACCGCCCACUGUACGAUUCAUCCGGGAAUCGAUUGCCGGUGAAACCGGGCCAACAGCCGCCUCCGAUGUACACGGAAGUGCUUCCUGGGGACCAGAGCUUGGCCCUGCUUAUUCCCGUGCUCACGGACACCAUGGCGGGCACGUACUACUGCACGGCGUCGUACGCCAACACGGAGCUGAUGGUGCAGUCGGUGCGCAUUGAGACGUAUGUGGCGAUCACGUGGAAGGACGCGCCGGAGAAUCAGUAUCCAAUCCUUGGCUCGGACUAUGUGGUGAAGUGUGAGGUGACGGCGAGACCGGCGCCGUCCAUUGACUGGCUGAGGAAUGGGGAUCCCAUCAAGACGGGCGAUCGCUAUGUGGUGCGAACGCAUGGACUUCUGAUUCGCAGCGUUGAGGAAGCUGAUGAUGGCAUUUACACCUGUCGUGCGGCUGUGAUUCAGACAGGAGAACUCGUGGAGCGCAGCAUUCGCGUUGAGGUGCAGAUAAAGCCGCAAAUCUAUGGAUUGCCGAGUGUACUGGAGACUGUGGAGGGUCAGGGCUUCUCCACAUUCUGCAAUGCCACUGGGAAGCCUGUGCCGGAAUUCACGUGGGUGAAGUCAAUUGAUCAGCGGAAUGUGGCGCAAGCGGACAGGUUCAUUGUCAAUUCUAUCACGGGUCAGAUGAAUAUUCUGACAGUGGACAAGGAUGACUAUGGCUAUUACACGUGCAUCGCCAAGAAUGCCGCCGGAGUGUCGCAGUCUCAGACCCUCCUUGAUGUCGUCAUUCGCCCGAGGAUUUACGAACUGUGGAAUACAACAGUGGCGGUGAAGGUGGAGGGGCAGUUGCUCUGCAAGGCGACAGGACGUCCCCCGCCGCUCAUCACAUUCCGUCGAUGGGGCUCCAAGGAGGAAUUAGUGCCUGGACCGCAGCCAAAUGACGAUCGCAUCGUGCUUGAGCAGUCGUUUGACGAUGAACGUGGCGAAUCGAGUGGCACAAUGAGAAUUCUGGACGUGAAUCGCACGGAUGAUGGAUUGUAUGAGUGUGUGGCGAGGAAUAAGGGCGAGAGUGCCUUCAAAGUGGGUCACAUUGCUGUCGAAUAUCCGCCCACAUUUGACUACAUGAAGACACUGCCGCCGGUGUUCAGCUGGGAGGAGCGACCGGUGAAUCUGAGCUGUCUGGCAGAGGGUAUUCCCAAUGCCACAAUCGAGUGGCGUCUCAAUGAGCGUCUCAUCACGGAAUUGUACGACAGGAACUUUGAGAUUCAGGGCAGCGGACCCAGGAGUGAUUUGAUCGUGACACCCGUUGACAAUCGCUACUACACGGCGUACAAGUGCAUUGCCAGCAACAGAUUGGGACGCAGUGAGCACAUCAUGCAGCUGAAGCUAGCCCGAAUCCCCGACGCCAUUCCUCAGGCCAUUCCGCGCAUUGUCACAGCCACCAGCAUCACAUUCGACAUCAUAGCGCCGCCGGUGGAGUUGGGAAUGCCAAUUACGGCAUUCUCAGUGCAGUACAUCAGGGAGUUGGAUCGUGACUGGAACAAUGCCUUCAACAGAACAUGGUCACCGGACAGUCCGUACAUUGUGGAGGGUCUCUUUCCGCAGACCACCUACAAUUUCCGCUUUGCGGCGCGCAAUUUGGUGGGAUUGGGCCAGUGGAGUGCGUACAAGUUGCAAUCGACACCGCGACGCUCUGAGCCUGAACCGCCGCGUCUGCUGCACAAUCCUAUUGACGACUCGGAGGCGGAAGAUGGGGCGGAUCCGAUGGUGAUGUCUCCGUAUGCUGAUCACUUUGAGAUGCGCUGGAGCGUUCCGCCGAACAAUGGGGAAUUGAUUGAUUUCUACCAACUGCGCUAUUGUCCGGGUGUGAAGGUGAACGGUGAGUGGCACGAGACGGGUGAAUUGUGUGUGACGCGUGACAUUCACGCCAGCGAAGCCACGGCGUACGACAUGAGCAGCUUGCAGGCGGGCACGUAUUACAGGACGGAGUUGCGGGCGCACAAUGCCAUCGGCUUUUCGGAGCCGGCGAGUCUCAUGAUAAAGACGGCCAGAGGAAAUUAUUUCAACGCACACUCACUGGGUGUCACAUAUCAAUGGCCAUCCGCUCUCUUUCACGGAUUCAUUGUCCUGCUCUCAGUUUCAACUCUGCCAGCUGUUCUGCAUUCGCAAUGAUGCUAGAUUUUUCUGGUGUGUGGUGACAGACGCAUAAAAAUCAUGAAAUGAAAACCAUAGAGACUUUUGCUCUGGCUGGUAAAAGUGUGUGUGUUGAAGAAGAAAGAAGAGAUAGAGAGAGAUAUGUAAUGAUAUGUGAAGCACACUAAAAAGAAAGUAAAGAAAAAAUAUAACACCAUAUCUUAUGAAGAACAGAAGAGAGAAAGAAUUUCAAGAAUAUUGUGUAGAGAGAGAAAGAGAGAAAUUUGAUGAGAAAAACACUGUGAAAAUUAUGCUAACCAAAAGGACGAGAAAAUCUUUAUCAAUUCUUCUUAAAUGAAUUUGUCAUUUUGAAAAAAAUUAUUAUUACAAAUUUUAAAACAUGGUUUUUUCCUAUAUCGCUAAAUGAUCAUUUUCGUUAGGAUGAGAUAAAACGUGCUGACAACAGUGUGAGGAUGAUUAGAAGAAUGUUGAGUGAUGUGUUUAUAAAGGCACCAAACGUCUCAAGUCAUUUCACGGUAAUAGUAGAUUUUUUUUUCAUUCUUUUCAUUCGAUAUGUAAACAGUUUUAGGGUAAAUAUUUGGCUAAAUGGAAACCACCGAUCGUUUUAGUGCUUUUUCAGAGCAUUUUUCGUUUGCUACAUGUUAUGGAUUGUUGAAGGGAUAAAUAUCGAAUGAUUGUUUCUUUCAUUGUCUUCAUGUCAAUUGUGUGUAUUUGGAAAUGUUUCAUAUUUUGCCAGUUUUACGACAUUUUUGUGUAUUACACGAAAGUAUUUACUAUCAUUGCUAUUUUGUAUAAUACAAUUGUAGUUGCGAGAAAGGCGAAUUCUUUCCUAUUUUUCAAAGUGCCUUUUUGCAUCAAUUUCAAGCUGUCGAUAAAAUUGAUGGCAAAUUCAGUUUGAAGAAACAGAUUUUAUGCUAUUUUUGUUCGCUAUAAUGUGAUAAAAGUGACUUUAUUUAGAUUGCAUUUAAUACAAUAAAUUUACGAUGAUAUUCUGCAUUUUCAUCGAAUAUCACUGAAAACUUCAAUUUCUAUAAACAUAAUUUUUUUUCUAUCGAAAUCACAUAAAUAUUCUUCUAUUUAUCCUCCAAAGUUGUCUCUUUGCGAUAGGUUAAUAGAAUAAACAAGAGUAUAAAGCGUAUUGAGCACAGGAAAGAUGUCUUGCCUGAGGUUUUGCUGUGAAAUGAAAUUUCACAGUUGAAACAUUUUAAGAAAUAAGAGAGAGAUAAAAUCAAAAUCUGUAAUUGUAGUGCAAACAAAAUAAAAACAAGAAAUUUGUGUAAAUUAUGAGCUGCAAAGGGGAAAAGAAAGAAUUUAUCCAACUGUGUGGAAAAUGUAGUUGUUAACAAUCUACUUAUAAUAUUGAAAUGAUUCAAUCAUAUUUACUUAAAAGAAUCUCCACUUGACGCCUCAUCAAGAAGAGUUAAAGAAAAUGUGUUGUUAUGACAAUAUUCAAUCAAUGCAAAGUUGCGAUGAUGAAAGAGCGAGAAAGACAGAAAUUUUGAUGGCGAAAAGCAGAGUUUAUCGCAAACUAGGAGAGAAAAAAAAAUGAUGAGAUGAUAUUUUUAAGUCAAGCUAUAAAUAAAAUCUCAAGUGUUCUCUUGCGCAAAUUAUAUUAGGGAAAGGAUGACAUAUUUUGGAGAUAUAUGAUUAGUUAUGAAGCAUUAUGAAGUGUCUUUUUAAGUGAUUGUUUGACAUUGGACGAUAUUAAUAGAGAGUUGAUUGAAGAAAAUACUUUGUUUAAUUUUUAUUCUUUGCCAAAUCUUUCGUGUCUUUUUUUCUUCUUCUUUUCUCUCGUCGUUUGACCAGAGUUUUUGUUUCUCGGCAUUUUAUAACAUUGAAUUAAUUGGUGUAGAGAUUUUCUGUUGCUUUGGUUGGUGGUUUUCAUGUUUCUUUUUUUUCUCUUUUUUCCUGUGGCUAAACAAAAUGCUAGAAUAAUUUGUAUAAUUUCUGUGUCUCUGUGCGUAAAUGUCUCAAUGUCUGCAAGUGAAGCAAAAUGUGAUUUCUGUUUAACUGAAUUAUUUUUAUUUAACUCAAUGCAAUAAUUCUUCUCUUCCGCCUCGCUCUCUUCCCCCUUCCGGCGCCACUCCUUUUCGCGCGCAGGUGGCGAUGUGGUGUUGAGGAAAGACGAUCCCAUCCUCUCGUCUGUGGCGAUAAUCGCCAUCGCCG